UUGAUUUUGACAGUUUGCCAAAUCCAAAACAAAAAGAGAGUAAAGGGGGUUUGCAAUCGAGUAGAGUGCAUAACAAAUUAGGGUUACAGAGCGAGAGCGAGAGAAAGGAGGAGAAACAAAGAACAAACGAUGCCGUGCUUGAACAUAUCCACUAACGUCAGCCUCGAGGCCACCGAUACUUCCGCCAUACUCUCCGAAAUCUCCUCCACCGUUGCCAAGCUCAUCGGCAAACCCGAGGCUUAUGUGAUGGUUGUGUUGAAGGGAUCUGUCCCCAUAUCAUUUGGAGGGACAGAGCAGCCUGCUGCUUAUGGGGAGCUUGUUUCAAUUGGAGGCCUUAGUCCCGAUGUCAACAAGAAAAUCAGUGGUGCUAUUGCCAACAUACUCGAGACAAAGCUAUCCGUGCCAAAAGCACGAUACUUCCUCAAAUUCUAUGACACCAAGGGUUCCAACUUUGGCUGGAAUGGAUCGACAUUCUAGGUUCUGGCCUCUUUGAACUCCCUAAAUAUGUGCAUGGAAGCAGCUUCGGUGAUUGCAUCUUAUGUAUUUCGAUUGUGAUUGACUCACUCGAGCAUCAAAUGUAUUGCUGAUAUUCCUCUAUUAUCUUGUAAUGCAGCUUGUUAAUGACUGAGUAUUUUCAAGUAUCUGAUGUAAGAGUUCUAAUUAUCAGAGCUCUGUUCUUGAA
This is a messenger RNA of Salvia splendens (bonfire salvia), 682 nucleotides long. RefSeq names its product macrophage migration inhibitory factor homolog. Gene Ontology annotation, molecular function: phenylpyruvate tautomerase activity. The record is from RefSeq and is a predicted model, not a curated record. Lineage: Eukaryota; Viridiplantae; Streptophyta; Magnoliopsida; Lamiales; Lamiaceae. The coding region runs from base 130 to 477 and encodes 115 amino acids. The transcript is spliced from 3 exons.